AUACAGCUUUUUGUCGCAAUAUUGACGAAAACCGUAUGUUUUUACAUUAAAAAUCCUUAAGAAAUACUAAAAAAUCAAAAAGUCUUGUUAAAAAGUGUAUAUAUUCACAUCGACCGUACGGGAGCCACAUCCACGGUGCUGCUUUCUGAUUGGUUGCCGCCAUUCCCGCCAUUUAUGUUGCAUGCAGAUGUAAGGCGCGCGCACGAUUCGAAUCCCAUUUCCAAUAAUAGAUUGAUUUCUUAUUACGGUUAAACAAUACGCAGACUAUUAAUGAACGUUUAGAAGUAUUUAAUUAUUUUUCCGAUUGUAUUACUCCAUUACCUGACACUUUACAGAAUAAUGCGGUAAUGAAGGAAACGUGCUCGAUAUUGAUUCACCUAAAUAAGUUAAUGCAAUAUGAAUAAGGUACAGCCUGUCACGAAACAACGCACGAAGGAAAACGUUAUCAUUCAUUUUCAGUGUCUGAAACUUUCCCAGUUGGUUAAAUAACAAAAUUAUUAAUGUGCUAAAAUGUUAUUUUUUCAAGUAUGGAAGAAGAAGUAAAGCAAUUGCCGGAGGGAUCAAGAAUUUCAACGUCAUCGCUAAAGGUGCCGAAAGUCCCUUUAUGCGUUUUUGCGUUAUCGCCAUCGUUCGCUAUUCAUGGAUGCGAUUCUAACGUAUUGCCGGCGUCGCGGCGCCCUGCCACCACUUUCUGGCGCCCUCUCCCUCCAACCAGACCGCGCUUUAAACCUCACAGAACUUAUUCUUACGCAUUAGCCAAGUAUCUCACAGGGCGAGUGAAACGCAGACAGCGAGAUCUCCUGUCAUUGCAAGAAGUAUUAAACACCCUGAAGGAAGUGUGGAUAUCGCCCCAAGGUUUUUCAAAAGGCACGUUUUCAAAAAUGGAUGAACGUUUUUCUCGAAAAAAUAUCUCAUCGUCAGAUACUUCAUCACCGGUUCUGCUACGAAGACGUCUGAGCGCACCUGAAACGAUUAUGAGAAAACACAUGUUGGUACAACAACGAUCUCAAGAUAGUGACAUGCAUCCGCCUUCUGACGUACGAAGUUGUCACUGGCGAUUGGAAAGUGGCAUCGGUAGCGACUCAAAUUUGAGUAAAAAGCGUGAUAUUGGUUUCAUGAGAAAAUCAACAUUAUUGAGACGGUUAUGGGGUUCGUAUAAGCCACUUUCGGAGCGAACUUCGCGAUUUUCAAGUUCUUUUUAUGAUUGGCACUACGGAAAAUCAAACGCCAGCUUGAACUCCAAUACUUCUUCUCCUGAGCAUGUAAAGUGCAAAUGCAAAUGUGGAAGCGAGGAGUUCAAAACGCCCCCUGUACCCCAAAAGGUCGUUAACACAAAAUUACAACCCCAAGCUUCAGAACAGAAAAUUCCGCCAGAAGAGUCUGCCAAAUUGAAGUCACAUUUUAGCUCUAGUCGAUCACGGAAAACAUGCCCUAGUUCAUCAUCAUUGGAAAAUCCAACAAGUUCCAACAAUAGCAGGUCGAGCACAACGAAAAACACCAGCGUUACCGAGGCUGACUCAGAAAACUGUAGCACUACAACCACGGACAAUUCUGAUUCAGCCUACACCAACACUAAUACUAACUUCACUGCCGCUUCAACCGAUAACUCAACAGCGUACACAAGCGUAUUUUCCGAUCAGUUCAUUGAAGAAAAUGGAAAUGUUGGCGAAACCGAAUGUCAAAAUAUACCGCAAGUGAACAAUAAGUUACUUCCUGAGGGAUUAAAUGAUAAUUCCACUCAGACUGCAACCACCACAAAUUUAAAUGUGAUUUCUAACAUUCAAUUGAGCCAAUCAACGCUAAACCUAAUAUUCAAUCAGGUCAUGCAAGACGCUCGAAAAUCGUCGCACACUGACAUUAAUAUAAGCGCAGUCAGUAGUCGUGACGUACCUACAGCAGAACCUCAUGUUAUCCAAGUCAAACAGGUGCCCAGCUUUUAUUUAAAAACGGAAGAAGAUAAAGUUGUCAACGCAGAUCACCAUCGGAUCUUAAAAUGCAUGGUUAGCACUGCGCGAACUGAUUUGUAUGGAAAAAGCUCUGAAGUGCAAGGAACUGUUGUACCUAGAUAUUCAGCUGUACCCCGUACCACGUCGAUGGAAGUCAACACUUCUUCGGCCGACUCGACCGACAAGGAAGACAAUAUUAGUUUAGUAGACAGCCUGGAAGGGUCAUGUUCUCCGUAUACAGAUAUGAAUCUUAACAGCAGGUUUGAUGAUAAACCAGUCAGAGGAGACAUUUCGCCUUUGUUACCAGACAAUAGCAUUAAAUCCAAUAAAUAUGAAAAGGCGUCGGUUUUCUUCAUACCAAUAGAGACUAAUUCGAAUACCGAAGUUAAGCCGGUGGCAGACCAUCUACCGGAUAAAGUGAGGGAACGGUUGUCUAAUCGGCAGAUUAGGCGUCAACAAAAGUGUCGCGAAACAAAGGACUCGGCAAAAUCGGACAGCAAUUACGUUAGUGCAAGUGAUAAUGGUCAUCAGAUGAACCUCGACAAUAGUAAGCAAAGGUUAUUAAAUUCAUUGCCCGACAUUAACUCCAAUAAGUGCAAGAAAAAAACCAAACCGCUACUGCCAAAUAUAGAAUCAAUGAAAAAAACGAAAUGUAAAACCAGUCCAAAAAGUGAAGGUUUAGAAAAACCCAAGGAAAGGUCAAAGCAGAAUAAGAAAAAAAUCGGAAAACCUCAGUCAGACCAACACGAGAAACCGCCACACUGGAUUUCAAAAACGCAACACACCGUUUUGGAACAGCUAUCGCCGUUGUACAUCACCAAGCGAGAUUACGCCUACAGCGUUGUCCCCAAUCGAAUUUACCAUAAGACUGAAUUCACGAACUCAAAUAAGCACAUUGAAAUUUUGGAGAUUGUAGACUGCAUCGAACCUUUGUCUCAUCGCGAAAGUUCCCGACGACACCCCAAGACGAAACACUCCAAAAUCCCGGUUUUGGUACAGUCGAAAUUGCCAAGCAUCUCCAAAAGUGUUAAAAAUGAAAAGCCGAGAUUUUUGGAUUUCGAACAAGGCCAAGAAGAUGACCCCAAAAUUGACCAGCUAAUUGCCAACAUAUUAAUAGACGCUUUGAAUAAGAACGAACCGCAAAGUUCACCCGAAGACAAAGCGAGCGACCACAAAGUCGAGAAACGUCCACCGGUGACCCCGCCCGCUCCUCUUCGACAAUCCAAUAAGUAUCAACAGAUAUUUGAGGCGAUCCCAGAGGAGCGCGCUUCGUUGAAAUCCUCGUCUGAGGAUGCUUCCGAUCCAACUAAGCGUACCGAGAAAGAAGAGCGAAAACAGGGAGCAAGUGGAGAGAAUGAGUCGUCCGUACCAAAAGGUUGGGUUACAUUCUACACGGUUCCUAAAGGUGAAGACAGCACUUCUGAAGAAGGAAGGACGCAUAAGUUGGUUGCUGAUAGAACCGAUUGUAAAGAAAAUUUGAAAUGCGACUACAACCAACACCUAAAUUAUACUAUGGCCAGCCCUGAUGAUACGAAAGCACAGAAUGUAGAGCAAAAGCUUAAUCGUCAAAUACAUGUAGUUCCUUCAGUUAUUCGUGAUAGUUUCGAUACGUGGAGUAGUAGCGAUCAAGAAAAACAUACGAAAAUUCUAUAUCCUUUGCCAUCGAUUUAUAAAAAUCAACCGCAGAAAAAGAGCAGAGCGAGAAAUUCACAUUCAUUCCCAUCGAACAAAUCAACAUCUGGUGAAUGGACGGUGACCGUGAGCGGUGUAACGAGCGGACGAGACUUUGCACCCGAUUUGGAAAUGCGUCUCACAUUUCCCCACAACAAAAAAUCACUUCCAGAUGACUCUGCUGCAAAAAAAAAUGUUAGAAAGAAAGGCGCACCGGAGACUAAUAAACAUUCUGGGCAACUACCACACCUAAAGCAGAGAGGUGCCAAAACUACCAGGUUGUGUGAAAGCGGCCAUUUUGGAUCAAACAUUAGAGAUUUUUCUAUUGUGGAACCAAGACAAACACGUACAAGUACUAGAAGGCUUCUCUUAAAUAGACCAAGAGGACAUCUGUCACCUGGUGAUUAUCUAGAAAUAGAUACGGAUAAUAGUCAUAUGGCGGAGAUUCUUAGAAGAAUUCCCGAAUUAUUGAAAGUCACCGGAAAUGCUAUUAGUCCUGAGCGCAAACCGCGAGCAGCCACCAUGAGUGAAAAAGACCUUACUAAGCAUGUGUACAGAAAUUCGUAAAUGUUAUAAGUAUUUGUAAUUUCAUAUGAAAUGUUUAAUAAAUGCAUCUUAGUACCUGCCA
This is a messenger RNA of Photinus pyralis (common eastern firefly), 4245 nucleotides long. RefSeq lists its product as uncharacterized. The record is from RefSeq and is a predicted model, not a curated record. Bases 528 to 4184 code for a protein of 1218 amino acids. The transcript has 11 exons. Lineage: Eukaryota; Metazoa; Arthropoda; Insecta; Coleoptera; Lampyridae.